GCGGCGCGUUUCGCGAUGUCAGCCACAGAGGACGUCGGGACGACGCACCAUGGACGUCGCCGUCGUCGCCUCCGUCGUCGUCGUCGCUGCCACCGGGAUCAUAUACUAACAGACGCUUCCGGAAACGAGGCGACGCUCGCGAGCAUGUGCUCCUAGACACCGUUCUCGUCCGCGACGGUUUUGUCUCGACGACGACGAGGAGAAGAAGGCCAGGUGCGAUCUCGCGAGGACGCGCGGUGCUCUCUGAAUCGCAGCCCGCACGGCCGCGCCGUUCGCUUCCGGUAAUCGAUCGGCUCGAUUCGCUGCGACCAGGCCGACAAGAUGGGCUCUGUAGUGCUCAAGUCGCUCUCGGUGCUGCUCGGUAUAUUCUUCGUCUUCGUCGGCACGAUGAAGCUCACGUCGCACAUCAGCAAGGACCUGCACAAGGACCUGAGGAAGGAGUACGUUAAGUACGCAAAGGUAUUCCCGCUCUCCGGCACGCUCGACUUCAAGGUACCCAGCAAGUGGUAUCGAAGAGUCGUAGGAACGCUCGAGAUUAUCUGCGGCUUCGCCAUGGCAAUUAUUCCAAGUCACAAAGUUAAAAAUGUAUCAAACACAGUGCUUCUACUGUUGAUGCUGAUGGCUGUGUACUCUCACUACAUGGUUAAUGACAAAUUUGAGAGGAUCGCCCCGGCACUGGUGUUCUUCUUUCUGCUGACGGGGCGAUUGGUGAUCGACUGGCAGCUGAGACGACAAGAAGCACAAUCGGUGACGGCGAAUGGCGUCGACGACAAAGCUAAGAAGCAAGACUGAGCAGGAUUAUGGCUGGAGAAUUCGUGUUCGUCCGUUUUCACGUUGACCCACUUGAUUCUAUUGUCUCAUCUCUGGAACACUGGACCAACUCUGACCAUUACUUACUUUAUUUAUUUCAAACGUACUCUCUCGCUUCCAUUGUUUCAGAAAUGGAAUUUCUAUGUCAAAAUACCAUUGUAUGAUUAUAUCGGACAGGGCUCGAUAUCGACUCAUAUCGAAAAACUAUGUAAAAUCUGAAAAUAAGGGAAACGGUAAUUAUAGGAAUCACGUGGGUUAAGUUUGUAUAAAGUUUGUACGUCUCUCCAAGAGUAAAAACGAGGCACAGGGAUCGAAUUUAAGGUGAUUAUUUAUAACGCGAAUAGCGAAAUGAAUUUUCGUUGCACUUUAUGUCCACUUUGCGCACUAUUAUUGCAGUAUGAAAAACAUCGUUAAAUUCUCGGACGCGAUGAGAUCCGUCAUUAGAUUAGAAAUUAUGCGAAGAAGCAAUUUUUAAUAGUCUUAUCAUGUUUGUAAUAUCGACACAGGUUAUUUACUCAAGUAAUAUGCAAUGGAUCAAUUUUCCUCGAGACAAUUUAGAGAUUAUUAUUAUUACAGAUCUAAUAUAAAAUCCGACAGCAAUCACACAGUUCAAUGAAAAAUUGUUAAAAUGUCGUUUUUGCUAAUCGACGAUAGUAUUUCAUUCUGCAACAUCACUCUCAAAGACUACCGCAUCAAUGUCGAUUGAUGCUAUAGCUGGCCAUGAUUAUAGAAAAAUGAUUUCUCUCUGUUUAUAUUAUAGUUAAGGCAACAAUAUGAAAAAAGAACAAAGGAUUACUAAUGGACAAUUAUUAGGGAUUAUUAGUAAAAUCAGUUUUGUGUGUAAAUUAGCUUGGUUAAAUGAUUCUGGUAAUUUUCUGCCUUUUCCAAUAACUUUUAUAAUUAUAAUACAAGCAACUCUAUAUGUAAUACAAGAUGCUGUAAUAUAAACAGCUGUAAUAUAAUAUAGAUAACCAUGAUAGUAAAACAUGAUAGAGAUAAUCAUAAUAUAGACAAUUAUAAAUAACUAUGACAUGUAUGUAAUGUAAAACAGUUAUAAUGAAGACGAUUAGCUAUAGUAUAAACAGAGAAAAGAGAUUUGAUUUGCCAUGCAUAAUAUCAGUCGACAUCGGUACGAUUGACCUUGAGUGACAUUAGCUUAAGCACGAGGUACUAACUGCCACUUUGAAUGAAUGCGUCCUUAUAAUGUUGUGCGAGCGUGCGUGUAUGAACAUACUACGAGAAAUGUUUCAUAGUAAUCGGGACACAUGUGUGCAUUAGUAUUAAUUUAUUCCUUAAAAGCUCCAUAUACGGAUAACGAGUGUGAUCGGACAAUUUGAUAAAUAAAGCUUAAGGUGAGAAACCAUCAGCAGAUAGAACUUUUUCCAAUUACCAAUUACCAAUCGACAUCUAUGAUAGUUGCAUAUCUAUCUGCAAUAUCCGGUGGAUUUUCGGAAGGCUUCUUGGGAUUCAUCGAUUUUGUGGAAUGUUUAUUCGUGAUAUACCUUAAAGACACUUGAGAGUAACUCUGAAAAAUCCCUUUUCCGCAAAGUUUCACAUGUAAUUUAACGUAAGACGAAAAGUAAGACGAUAAUUUGUCUAUUGGUCUGAAAAAAUUUACAUCAUGCCUUCUGUUGGAAGCUUCUUAACACGUCGAAACAUUUUUUGUAUAUAAAAUUGCAAUAAAAAACAUGUCUGAAACACUA
Messenger RNA from Harpegnathos saltator (Jerdon's jumping ant), 2513 nucleotides. RefSeq names its product transmembrane protein 35A. Gene Ontology annotation, biological process: chaperone-mediated protein complex assembly; positive regulation of protein localization to cell surface. The record is from RefSeq and is a predicted model, not a curated record. The transcript has 4 exons. Gene Ontology annotation, cellular component: endoplasmic reticulum. Lineage: Eukaryota; Metazoa; Arthropoda; Insecta; Hymenoptera; Formicidae. The coding region runs from base 322 to 792 and encodes 156 amino acids.